CUUUUUUAAUAUUUUUAUAACGGUAUUUGUAAACAAAUAAUUGUAUCACUCGUUGUGCAUAUAUUUGGUGUUAUUAUUAUUUCGAUGGUUUUUUCUUUCUUUGUUUUUUUUUUUCUUUUUAAUUACACGUGUGCAUAGUACCAUCGAUAAAAGUGCAUUUACUUUUUUUAUCUAAACUUUUUUCGCGUAAUUAUUUUUAUAUGAUACUCGUUAUGUAUUAUUAUAAAUCUAGAUAAUGUCAUUUUAUUUGAUUUAAUUUUAUUAAAUAAUAUAAUAGUUACGUUGUGCCCAUAAGCUUGUGGCUGGACAAAUUUUUCCCGCGCAUACCUUAUUAAUUCCGCGGCAAAUAAUACACGUUGUACAGUUAUACUGAUGUAACCUAAUGCUUCUGAAAAAUCUACUGUAUUAUUGUGUUGCAAGAUUAGAAUAGUUAUAUUAAUUAUUAUCAAAUGGAAUUGUUGCAAGAUCCUGUUUUUAAAUCUAGAUAUCAAAAAUAUAAACGUCGUGUAAAAUUAUGGGAAAGUAAUUUUAUGGAAAAAUAUGGACGUAAACCAACCAAGCACGAUAUCAAAGAGGCUGAUGUUACAAUCAAAGAAGCAUAUAAAAUGUAUUAUAAAUUGAAAACCGAAGCAUUGGAAGAAACCCUUUUAGAUAUUACAUUUAAUGAAGAAUUACAAACAAAUAUUUCUGUUGAAUCUUCUCAACAACAAACUCCAGGAAAAACAGAAGAUAAAACAUUAAUGAAUUCUGUUGAAAAGGAUAGCGAAAAUAUAGAUCCAACAACUACCUCAUUGAUAGAUGAGCCUGAAAUAAAAAAUCUUAAGGAUGUAUGGAACAGCAAUGUUUGUAAGAAUGCAGAUCCCAUGGUUAAAAAGAAAGAAUAUUUAACAGUUAAUAAAUCUUCUACGUUUCAACUGUCUAGAAACAAAUUUACCUAUUCUAGUUUAAAGAAAAGAAAUCCUCGCAAAUCUUUAUCUCAGACAAAAGUUAAAAACAAUGAUAAGAAUGAUGAAACUCAUAACGAAUCAGAGGUGAAAGUAGAUUUAGUUGAGGAAGAUACGAAUAAAGAGACCAAGACUAUUUUUGAUGAUUCCUUUAAAAUAGUUAACACGGAACCUAAAGUCAAUAGUCAAUCUUUAAAUACCAUUCAUCAAUUGAUACAGAAUCCAAUACUUUCUGUUAAUCGAAAUAUAAAUCAAGGUUGGCUGAAUAGAUGCACGCAAGAGGAGAAUUUAAAUCCUAAUACUACUUUGCAAAGAUUUUCUAAUUUCAGUGACUCUGGUACAGAAUCAAUGGAAUCUAAUUCUCCAAAAGAUACGAAGAAACCAUCCGAUGAUAAAUCAUUACAAAUAUCAGACGAAGAAGAUUUUAUAUGUACUAGUGAUACUGAAGAAGAUAGUAAAGGAUAUAAACGUAUUAGAAAUUCUAACAAAAGAGAGAAUGAAUGUAAUCGUGUAAUUAAACGGCCUUGCCUAGAAACUACUAAUGUUUUAUCUAAUAAUAGUUCUUUGAAAAUUAAUAACAAUGAAGCAAAUGUAUUAACAGUUAAUAAUACUGAAAUAAAUAAUGUUUCUAAUGAAUCGACUCUACAAAGUGUCAACGAUAAUCUAGACAAAGAAAAAGAAAUUGUAGAAACAUAUGAUACACCAAAGAAUGAUACAAAUGAUUUUGAUACAGAUAAUUCUGCUAAUAAAGAUAUAUCUCCAAAAGAGAAAAAAGUUAAAAAAACGAGAGGAAGAAAACCUGGAACUAAGAAUAAAAACAAUACAACUAGACAGAAAAAAUCAAAUGUAACAAGGCCCACUAGACGUAGAAUUAAAGAAGUUGAGGAAAAUGAAGAAAGCAUUAAAGAUUCAGUUAUGGAAGAUACUGAUAAUAAUCAAAUAUUUGGAAUAGAAACUUUAGAAGCAGUGCCACGCAUUGCAAUUUGUUCAUCUGGUACUGGAGAUUUAAUCACUGAUUUUUCCAAUUCAGUUUCAUUAUUAGAUUCUGCUGAAUCUACUAGUUCUAGUUCUGUUACCACUGAUUUCAAAGGACAAAAAAGUAAUAAAGAAAAAUUAGAAGAAAAGAUUGCAAGUGGUAAAUUGAAUGAUAAUUUUGUUAGAAUAAAUUUGAAGAAAAAAAUCUUCGUACGCGGCAAGAAAUCAUUUAAUUUUUCCAAAUAUAAGAAAAAUCAAUGGAAACAAAAGAAGAAGGCAUUAGGAUCGAGCGAGGAUAAUCUUGAUGUAAUUGAUUUCAUAGAGAAGAAUGGUAUGUCCUGUUUUAAAUGUGGUGAAACUGGACACUUUGCUCGUUAUUGUACAGCAAUGAAAACAGAUAAUUUAUUACCUUUGGUUGAAACCGAUGAGCUUGCCGAGUAUCCAAGUUUAGAAGAAGCUGAAAAAAUGGCAAAGCAAAAUGCCCUUGUUGCGCACAGCAAACAACUUAGUAAACUUCCUGAAAAACCAUUGCAUACCUAUCAAGAGGAGAUGGUAUUAACAUUAGAUGACGAGGAAUACAUUUUGGAUGAAGCUGAUUUUGCAGAUAUUAUGGAAGAAGAAGAAAAAGAAGAAAUGGAGGUAGAGAUGGAAAAAGAAAAUGAGGAAGAACAGGAAAUUCCAGUAGUCCAUAAAAUUCCUGAUGAAUUGAUAGCCAAAUUAUGCCUCCCUGAAAUAAAAGUAUUAACAGCAUUAUAUCCCUUGAAAGAAGAUGGAUCUCUCAUCGAUACACCAAAAGAAAUAUUCGAAGUUUUGGAAAUGUUUGGCCAUAAGAACUUUAGACCAGGACAAGAAAAAGCAAUAAUGAGAAUAUUGUCUGGUCAAUCAACGUUGCUUACUUUGUCAACUGGUUCUGGAAAAUCUUUAUGUUAUCAAUUACCGGCAUAUUUAUAUUCUAAAUAUUCAACCUGCAUAACAUUAGUUAUCUCGCCAUUAGUUUCAUUAAUGGACGACCAAGUAACUAGCAUGGCAUCAUUUUUAUCCGCAGCUUGUUUGCAUACUAAUCAAACUCCUAAAGUAAGAGAUAAUGUAAUGCAACUUGUAAAACAAUCGAAAAUCCAAAUAUUACUUGUCUCACCUGAAGCAAUAGUGGCUGGUGAGAAAUCAACUGGAUUUGGUGCUUUACUUAGACAACUGCCACCGAUAGCUUUUGCUUGUAUAGAUGAAGCUCAUUGCAUAUCUCAAUGGUCUCAUAAUUUCCGUCCAUCGUAUCUAAUGGUUUGUCGUGUUCUAAAAGAAAAAUUUGGUGUUAAAACAGUAUUGAGUUUAACUGCAACUGCUACUAGAUCUACUGCUGAAAGUAUAGUUCAUCAUCUGGAUAUUCCUGAUGGAAUGGCAGGUGUUAUAUCUGAUGUACCAUUACCAAACAAUUUGUUCUUAAGUGUAUCAAAAGAUGAACAAAGAGAUAAUGCUUUAGUUAAGCUUUUGUUAAGCGACAGAUUUAAGGAAUGCAAUUCUAUUAUUAUUUAUUGUACACGUAGAGAAGAAUGUGUACGAAUCUCAGGUGUUUUAAGAGUUUCCCUUCAAAAUCCACAAGAUAUUACAAAAACAAAUAGUAAAAUAUCACAUAUAGCAGAGGCAUAUCAUGCAGGAUUAUCCAGUUAUCGUCGUAAAACUGUACAAGAAUCUUUUAUGAGUGGAAAAACUAGAAUUGUGGUAGCAACUGUGGCAUUUGGAAUGGGCAUUAAUAAAUCAGAUAUUCGUUCUGUAAUACAUUACAAUAUGCCAGCAACGUUUGAAGGAUAUGUACAAGAAGUAGGAAGAGCUGGUCGAGAUGGAUUGCCAGCACAAUGUCAUUUAUUCAUAAGUUCUCAGGAAAACAGUGACAAAUGGGAAUUAAGAAGACACAUAUUUGCCAACAGUAUUGAUAGGCAUACAAUCAGACGUUUGCUUGCUAAAGUUUUUAUACCUUGUUCGUGUGCACAAAUGAAUAAAAAUGCGCCCGAUAAAAAAUGUUCUGGUCAUGAAGUUGCUCUACCUAUCGAUGAAAUUGUUAGAUUACUUGACAUUACUGAAGAAACGAUUUUAACUCUUUUAUGUUAUUUAGAACUGUAUCAUAAGAAAUUUUUAACAGUUCUUUCUUCCGCUUAUACCAAGGCUAAAGUUAGUAGUUACAAUGGUCCGCAGGCACUUAGAUUAGCCGCACAAUCGUGUCCACCUCUUGCCAUGGCAAUUGCAUUGGACUUAAAAAAAGGUAUUUCUCAUGAAAAAAGUACCGUCAUAGAAUUCCCUGUUGUGGAUGUUGCUUCUAUUAUUGGCUGGGAUAGCGGAGUGGUUAAAAAACAUCUGAAAGAUUUAGAAUGGAAAACAGUUGAAGGGAGACCAAAGCGUUCUGCUAUAUCAGUUCAUUAUAACACACUAGGUUUAAGAGUUAAAGCUCGUGGUGAUUUAACCGAAGCUGAAUUAGAUGAAGCUUUAGAUGUAUUGGUAUCUAGAACACAAUCAAGAGAAAUUUCUUCUUUGCAACAAUUAGAAGCUGUUAGUAUAGCUUUUCAAAAGUAUAGCGCAUCGACAAUUAAUGAAUGCUUGAUUGCAUCUGAGAAUAUUGUAAAUAUGUCAGAAGGACUGAAAAAUACUAUACGAAAUUAUUUCCAAUCGGAUCAUUUAAAUGAUACUACUUGUAGAACACAAGUUAAAUUAUUGAAUGAAGCACAAAUAGCUAGCGAUGUACGUAGUUUGAUACUGAGUUACAAGGAUAGCAGUUUUACUGGUCGUGCAGUGGCACGAAUUUUUCAUGGCAUACAAAGCCCUAAUUAUCCUGCAGUUCUUUGGAGUAAAUGCAAAUUCUGGAGAUCAUAUAUUUCGUCUGACUUUAAUGCAAUUUGUCAAAUAGCAACUAAAGAGAUUUUAGCAUUACGUUAGCGUUGAUAAUAUUUCAUGUCUUAAAUUGACUGAGUAAAUUAAUUUUAUAUAUUCAUAUAUGUAAAAUAAUAUUACUUUUACAGAGAAUUAUUUUUAAGUAAUAUAUCUUACACAAAAAUGUACAUUGACAAUUUAAGGUUGUCUAUUCAUUAGGAAUAAGAUUAUUACUGUAUAGAAGAAGAAUAUAAUAUUUUUUACCUUUGUUUUUAUACCAUGAUAUUAUGAAAUAUAAGUUGUAAUAAAAA
Messenger RNA from Polistes canadensis, 5083 nucleotides. RefSeq names its product ATP-dependent DNA helicase Q4 (gene RecQ4). Gene Ontology annotation, biological process: DNA replication; double-strand break repair via homologous recombination. Gene Ontology annotation, molecular function: zinc ion binding; 3'-5' DNA helicase activity; four-way junction helicase activity. Lineage: Eukaryota; Metazoa; Arthropoda; Insecta; Hymenoptera; Vespidae. Gene Ontology annotation, cellular component: nucleus; chromosome; cytoplasm. The record is from RefSeq and is a predicted model, not a curated record.